Sander lucioperca (pikeperch) is the source of this 2354-nucleotide messenger RNA. RefSeq names its product solute carrier family 25 member 51-like. The record is from RefSeq and is a predicted model, not a curated record. Lineage: Eukaryota; Metazoa; Chordata; Actinopteri; Perciformes; Percidae. The coding region runs from base 316 to 1251 and encodes 311 amino acids. The transcript has 2 exons.
CAAAACUAAGAGUGCAAAGAUGAAAGAGCAUGGAUGUAGUAUAUUGUGAUAGAGGCCUUCUGAAGCCAGAUCUGCAGUAGUGCGCAGGCGCUAAAGUUGCAUUGCUGCGGUCACCUGCUGCUGUUGGGGCUGCGACCGACCAAACACGACCUACCGUUUGUUGUGGCCGCUGGCCCAGUUACCCUGCAGAAAACUGCACUCUACCUGUCCAGGAUUAGGACAACGUCUGGCGUAAACGGCAGGGUUUAUAUUUUACAAAAGAGUGCAGUGUUGAUGUGAUGCUGAAGGAACAGGCUGUGGAGUACUGAGUCUUCCAUGGCUGUUAGCACCAUGGACUCUGAGUCAGCCCGGACACCUCAGCCUCAGGCUGCCCUGACUAUAGGAGGCCCCUCCCUGCUGCCUGCUGAUGCUCUGAGUGGCACGGCGGGCACUCAAGGGAAGCACUAUGUCUGCGGCUCCAUCGCAGCUUUUUCCAACAUCUUGGUGACUUUCCCCAUCCAGAAGGUGCUGUUCCGCCAGCAGCUGCACGGUGUGUUGGCCACUGAGGCGGUGCGGCAGCUCCAGAGGGAUGGGCUAAGGAAUCUUUACCGGGGCCUGCUGCCCCCGCUGCUCCAAAAGAGCACUACAGUUGCCAUCAUGUUUGGCCUGUACGAGGACUUCUCUAGAGUUUUACUAGACCAGGCUGGUGGCAGCGGUGUGCCCGACCUGGUCACCCGAAGCUUUGCUGCAGCAUUGGCAGGAACCGCAGAGGCCAUCCUGACGCCAUUUGAGCGUGUGCAGACUCUCCUACAAGACCAUCGUCACCACGGGCGCUUCAACAACACAGUCCACACCUUCCGGACACUUCUUACUGAGUAUGGUGUCAGAGAAUGCUACCGUGGCCUGGUGCCCAUACUUCUCCGUAAUGGCCCUAGCAAUGUGUUCUUCUUCGGGCUCCGCGGGCCCAUUAAGGAGCAGCUCCCAGAAGUCACUAGUCGGGCAGGUCACAUGGUGAAUGAUUUUGUGUGUGGAGGUUUGUUGGGGGCAGCCCUUGGCAUCAUGUUCUAUCCGUUAAAUGUGGUCAAGUCCCGGGCUCAGUCUCAGGUUGGUGGAGACUUCCAGCCUUGCAGGAAGGUGCUGCUAACAGUGUGGAGAGAAAGGGGUGGCAGUCUGGCCAUGCUCUUCAGAGGGGCCCACCUUAACUACCACCGUUCACUCCUCUCCUGGGGGAUCAUCAAUGCCACCUACGAGCUGCUGCUGAAGCUCAUGUAAGAGGGAGAAUGGAGAUGACGAAAAAGAGAUCUAGAGAGGAGGAGAAAGCAUUUUAAAAGGGAAAAACCUGUAUGGAGUGAUGGAACCAGUUUGUUGAGAAGAAAGGAAAUCGUAAAGUAAAGCCAGCACUAUUUUGGGACACUAGGGUUUCCAUGAUUUAAAGACAGCAGGGAAGUUGCACUUCUGACAGGGGCCAACAGUGAAAUAAGCCACCUGCCACAUGCCAUGACUAUUUAUUGUUGUCAAAAUAUAUAUAUAAAAAAAAAAAAACAAGACACAUGCUUUAGCUUAUACAAAACUUGUGCCAGGGUCCAAUUAAAAUGCCCUUGUUUGCUCUCUGUACAGAAAUGUUGUGGAGCAUUACUUGACAGCGCUUUACUUGACUGGAUAAGCUGUUUCUUCGUAUGUGCUGUGUGCUGUGGUGUUUUGUAGACAACAUCCAUCUUUUUGUGUGUUUGUUUGAAGAGUUAUUCUGUGAGGCUGAAUUCUGCCACUUAACUGAAACACUUUUGUACUUUUGACCAUUGAAAUUCCCCAACAUUUAUUGUCAAGGAGAGUGUAAUAAAUUGAGUGUUGGCCAUUUUAUUUCUCUUUAUGCUUCAUCUUAUUUGGCCUUCAUGUUUAUGAGAUCAAAAGGCAGAUACUUAAGGCAUUGCUGAGAUGACUAUCAGGGAUAUACAUGUUGUUGGAAAUACUGUCUAGCAGACACACGUAGGCUAAUUCUUAAACAUGUUUUCCUUUCACACACAAUGUUUUGUCAAGCACUAUUUGUAUUGGUUUUAUGAAGUGCUACUGGCUUGUGUUAUUCAAGUUUUGGCCAUUCAUGUCAGUUAAACAUAGUGACACUGAGAUCUUUUGUUGUUUUUAUCAUUCAUUGGAAGGGAGAGUUGCUACAAAUAAUCCCACAGAAAAAAUUUGCCCUUUGUUUAAAAUAUAAAUUUUAAGAAAACUUUUGCAGUUUCAGAAAAAGACCUUUGAUAUUCAUUUGACUCUGCACCAUUGCUGCAUUUGUUCAUUUUUGGGUUAUUGUUCACUCUGACUAUACAACUAAGUGCUCCUCAAUGUUUGUUUCCUUUUUAUAAAUUUUAAUAUCACUUGUUUUA